UAUUUUAAGCGUUGAUUCGCUCUGAUGAGCAGGAAUUAGAUACACACGCGCUACGCGUGUGACUUUUUGAUGUUGCCCCAACAAUAUCCAAAGCCAUGGUUACGCACCUUAUUUCAUUCUUUUGUGGCACAUCAUCAGAGAAUGAAUCACAACGUCCCACAGUGGUCUUUUACGUAAAAUUGUUAUUUUUUGAUAUAGAAAGAUAUUAGCCAUCAUGGCCUAACAAGCAAAAGAUGUCGAAUAAAGAGGAGAUGAAUGUCCAGAAAGUAGGAAGCUACCAUUUUGAAGUUGAUAAAGACGUCAGAGAGAUCUUUCAAAGCAUUGAUCUCGAACAAAGACGAAGAAUCCAAGAAAAUGCGCAAACACAACUUGCAGUAAUACAUGAUAGAGUUAAAAAGGCUCUUGCUCAUUAUGGUAUCAAUACCAACAUUCUUGCCACACCAUCUGAAAUUGCAAUGGAGGAACUUCGUCAGAGGAGACCACCCGGAUUCAACACAAAACAGAAACGAGAAGAAAUGUUACAUAAGCGUACAAUCUUGGACACUAUCCACGAGUAUGGUCAGACCUGUCUACGUCGAGAAAUGCUGAUAGAUGAGUUUAGUGACUGGAUGUAUGAUGUACAGACAACUGUGGAAAAAAUAAUCGUUAGUGAUGAAGAAAUAAUAAAGAAGAAUAAUGAAGUAACAUUAAUGGAAAGAAGUAUUAUUGUUGCUGUGAACGACCAUAAGAAACAUGUCAAGAAAAUUGUAGAGAAGUUCAAAGUACUUAGCAGAGAAAUGUUUGAGACUAUGAAUGAACUAGCCACGAUGGAACAUGAAGAGGUUGAACCAGAAACUGUAGAUCUGACAGAGGCGGUCAGUGCGACAACGCGUAGAAGAAACGCGGUCAGGUCAAGGGCUAAGGAUAAUAAGGACCCAUUAAAUGAAAAAGCGUUGAUGGCUGAUGCUGCUAAUUGGAAAGCUGCGUCAGUUGAAGUUAAGAAAGCGUUAGAAGAGGCGGGGCGAAUGGCCAAGACAAAUAACGACAGAAAUAUGUGUCGGAAUGCUUUAAAGCAGUUCAAUUUCAUGUGUGUUGCAAUGGAGAGACGAAACCAAGAGAACUGUGUUCUUAGUCAAAACAUUUUGGAGCUUGAAGUCAAUGUUAACCAUCUCAAUAAAGCAACUGAGCGAGCUGAUGAAGAACUAAAGAAGAAGACACUACGGCUGGAGUCGAUGGAGAAGUUCACUGAGAAACAAAAUCAGAAGAUUGCUGAACUGAAGCAAAAAUUAAAGGAAUUAAAGGAAAGUUACGAAAAAGUCCUUGCAGCUUUAAAAAAGGCACAAGAAAAGGAGAAACAGUUACUAAAUGAGGGGGAAAAGGCUAACGAUCAGAAAGAUAAAAAAGCAGCAGAAGAGUUGAGAAUCUUUGAAGAUAGAAUGUCCCAAAUUAUUGCAACAAUGACAAAAGAGAUUGAAGAACUACGUGCCGUUAUCCAAGAACAUGAGGAUACCAUUGAGAAGUUGAAAGUAGUCAUAGAAAACUUAGAGAGGCAAUUAGAUAAUGCAUUAGACAAGCAACACGAGUAUGAGAAACAGUUGAACAUAACAGUUCAGGACACCGAGGCAAAAAACAGUCGACAGGAGUCAUUACGUGAGCAGUACACGCAACGCAUCAAUGACUACAGAGCUGAAAUUGAUAAAUUGGAGGAAGAUAUUCGCAAAUUACAAAGUGAAUUGCAGACCAAGGUUGACAUGAUAAGUGUUCUUGAACUGAAAGUAACGGAGCUAACUGCAGAGUUAAAGAAACGUUCAGUUGCUGCUGCCUUGCCAUCACCAAUUGAAACGGCAGCAGCUCCAAAUUCCCCGACUGACUACCGUCACAUGGUGUCGCGUAUAAAAGCCGAGUAUGAGUUGGAAAUACAUAAACUUCAAGACCAUUUGAGUAAGGAGAAGCAGAGAUGUGAUGCUACAUUAAGGAAGCAAGAACAGGAUAUGAAGGUGCAACUGGCAGGCAUUCAUCGUGUUAGCUUACACCUACUGCGUGCAAUCAACCAUUUCAAAGACAGCUUAGUCAAUAUUUUUGAAAAAGAAGGUCUGCUGGAUUUGGCACACGAAGUGAAAUUGCAACACAAUCUACCAGUUGAUGAAAAGCCAACAGACACAAAAAUCAAGCUAAAUAUGAUGUCAGGAAAUGCAUUAGAAUUGCUUGUAUCAUUAGAAAUAAAGAUUUCUCAAGCAUUGAUGAACAAGCGCAUUGAGUUGAAGGAAGCCUUAGCACCUAAACGUGGAUCAUCACCGGCGCAUGAUGGAACCGCUGAUGAGGAGAAAGAGCGACUGAGAAAGGAAAAUAUUCAAGCUAAUGAAAAAGUCAACAAGAUGCAAGAGGAGAUUAAUGGUCUGGAAUACUUGAUAUCAGAAACAAAACGAAUACAGGAGGAGAAGUACAAGGCUCUGUUGGAUCGCCAUAAGCAACUAAUCCUUCACAGUAGUGGUAUUCAAAGAGAAAUGAGAUCAUUACAAGCCGAUUUCCAAAAAGAGCUGAAGCAGCGGGAUUCCAAGUUGCGUUCGAUGCGAGGCAACUUAGCAGAACAAGAGCGUAAUAAACAGAUGCUGGUGAUGCAAAUGGAAAGCAAUAAGGCUAUGCCAAGUCAGGCAGUUAAGAAGGAAGAUAUUAGUGCUUUGAAAUUGAAGGUAGAAGACCAGUUUAAAAACUUGAAGAUGUUGGGAGAUGCCUUGAAGGAGAACAAAAUAUCACUUGAGCUCCAUACAAUCACUGUUGAUGUCAUAACUCAAGCAAUGGAAGUACCCGAGAUGAGGCUAAGGCAACUAUUUGAGCGUUACAUCACAUUCAGAAAACUUCAGGACCAGAAAGAGCAACUGAUGAACAAACUUUCAAUGACAACCGGCGAGCAAGAGCGUUACCUUCAAGGCUUCCUUACAAGGAUGGAGAAACGCAUGCAGGAAUCGAUCAAGAAAUGGCAGGAGAAGAAAGAACAACUUAAAGUACAACGGACAAAGCUGUAUGAACAGAUGUUUGCCAUAUUUGAUGCUGUCAAGGAAGAAACUGGUUUGAGUAUGAUCAAACCGAUUACCAAAACGCUAAUAUUUAUCAAGCCUCAACAACAACGGCGGGAUCAUGGACGAACUAUGGGACCUUACGGUGUGCAUCUGAAAAUACCCGAUAAACCAAGCAAUGUAAUUGGAACAAGUGUUGCGCUUAUAGGCAGCAGAGGUCCCGUAUGGAAGCCAAUAGGAAACAUCGAUCAUUUCCCAGCAUACAUCACAACACCACGGACACUUGAUCUUGAUGUAAAUUAUAGAAGGCAACGAGCAAGAGAAGUGUUGAAACGAUUGGGAAUGGGAGACUUUACUAAGGAGAACCCUUCACGGCAGCCAUCGCGGAUGUCACAAAGUCCAUCUGUUCCGCCACUAGCAACUCUGUUUCCUCCAAUUACAAACUUUAAGAAGUGACCGUCUCUCUCAUGCACACUAAUAAAGCUAUUAUGUUCAUUUGUUUUACAAUUAUAUAUACACACCAGAGGACAAAUCCAGUGUUUAUUCAUUAUUUGGUAGCAUUGACUGUAGAAUGAAACUUAAUGAAACAUAAAAAUAACACUGGCUGUUGCCAUUCAGUGAGCGAGAGGAUGUAAGGUUGCACCAAUCACUGCACCAAUCACUUCACCAAUCAACAGUUGUUUUAGAUAAUAGCCUUUGAUGGCUUUUGUAGAAAAAAAUUGAAAUAUGAUGAACAAAAAUGAAUACUGUAUGCAGCCAAUAGAUCAACCUGGAAAAAUAAGCAAAUUAAAUAUACUAUGUACAAGAUAACUCAAUAUGAUAACAUAACUUUUAUUGUCCAAUAAAACAGCUGGAAAUUUGUUUUCCUCUGGCAAUACAGAAACACAAGGUAAAAUAACAAUUAAAAUACAAUAGAUAAAAAUGUUUAAUACUAUAACAGGAUUAGAGCUGUGGUUUGGUAUUUAAGAUGCUUGCCUUCUAAUCCCAGAGCCCUGGUUCAGACCUUGUGCUUAAUGACUAAAUGAAUUCUUCACAUAAUAGAGCAUCACAUCCAUUCUGAGGAUGGCUCCAGAAUUUUGCUGGCAAGGGGUCCAAAAGGAGUUCGAACCAAGGGACCAUGUAGAACCUUGGUCAGGGUCCUGGAAUAAAAUCCCUGGUUGUGUUCUUGGGGAUUGCCCAUCUGUGCUGUAUAGCACAGAUGGGCAAAGUGCAGCCCUCGGCAAUGAAUUAAAAACCCCUACUAUGUGUGCAGCCUGCCAACCAUAUUUGGCUAGAGACCUUGUUUUUUACAGCCCAAAACUGAUCAACAGUACUGUAUUAAAACUGAGCAUAAAGUGGUAUAAAAGCAGUGCAUUGAGGUUUUUGAAACCUAUUGAAAACGUAAAAGCUUGGAUGUGGUACCCUUACGUGUUAAAUCAAAAAAUUUACUUGGCCCUCCAACAACCUAUCCUAUACCACAACCCUGUGGUAUAGGAUGGCCCAAAAUUGCCCUUUUGGUCCUCUGAUUAGCCACAUCCACCUCAGUACGACCAUGAUUGGAGCUGAGUUGAAAACAUGUAGGUUGUUGCACCUCUAGAUCCACAAAUAUGACACACAGAGCAGCCGAAGCUUGUUCAGAAAAACAUUAAUUCCCCCCCCCCCCUCCGGAGACAGAUUUUUUACGAGACUCGUCGACAACUGGGCUAUGUGUCCCAGCUGCUGCUGGCCCUUUCAAAUCUAUAUUGAAGCUAGCUGAAUAGUAUGCAGUGGCAGUUCCAGCGGAGUGGGCAUCCACAAUCCCAUCAAUAACCCUGGACCUCCAUAUGUGGAAGGAGCCAAUCGGAGUGUGCCAUUUUGGGUGCCUAUGGUGUGGCUGAGGUGGAUGUUGACCCUGCCAUGUUAAUGCUAUGUACCACACCUUCAUGUUUGAAAUUUGUGCAAUGUUGAAUUGUAUUAUAAAGUUAUUUACUUCAUUGCAUACUAUGCAGUACCUUGAAAAAGAAUGUGUCCUAAUGGGAAAAUGCAAGGGUGUAUACCACAUGGCGUCAUAGCUCAGUUGGUAGCGUAUCUAAACGGUAAUUGAAGGUCUUGGGUUCGAAUCACUAAGGGGUGUAUACCACAUGGCCUCAUAGCUCAGUUGGUAGCGUAUCUAAACAGUAAUUGAAGGUCUUUGGUUCGAAUUCCUAAGGA
Molecule: messenger RNA, 5162 nt
Organism: Anneissia japonica
Lineage: Eukaryota; Metazoa; Echinodermata; Crinoidea; Comatulida; Comatulidae
Product: myosin-7-like
Exons: 32
Coding region: 234-3449 (1071 amino acids)
Source: RefSeq, a predicted model, not a curated record